AUGAUUUUAAAUUAUAUUCAAUUUGAAAUUUAUUAUUAUAAUCCCGCAAUUUGGACCAUUUUUUAUAAAGUAAUUUAUAAUAUUUGUGGUUUCUUAUUUACUUCAUCAUUUAUUUUAUUAUUAACUUAUUGGAUUGGUAUGAUAACAGAUAUUUUUCAAAUUAGAAAAGGAGCAAUUUUUACAAAAUAUACUGGACCUGUGUUUAUGGUAGUUCAAUUCACCAAUUUUGUUAUUAAACUAUUAACAAUUAUUUCAAAUGCACGUCUUUUUUAUUUACAAACUCGUUUGGAUUUAGAAAAAGCUUCAAUUUAUUAUGAUUUCUUUGUGAAUAUAUUUGUAUUAAUAAUUUUAGUAGUAUUUAUUGUGGUUAAUUUAUAUAUUUUCAAUAAAAAAGUUAGAAGAAGAAUUAAAAUAUUUACAGUAAUUGCAGCAAUUGUUGGUUUAACAUUCUUUGUGUUAACAUUAAUUCGUGUAUUUAUUUAUUAUGAUAGUGAUAGAUACAGUUUUGCAACAUUAAUAUUAGUAUCUGCAUUAUGUUUAGAAGUUAUCUUUGUUAUUUAUCCAAUUAGAAUAGAUGUUAUAAAGAAUAAACAUAUUAAUAAAUUCUUUGGUUUAUUCUAUAUUGGUUAUUCAAAGGAAACCAAACAAGAGACCCAUAGCUCUUAUAAGAAAUCACACCACCCAGGUGGUGCAGCUCAUAAUGAUGCUGUUCAUAAUGAAAAAGAAACUGUAAUUUCAAUGGAUGAUCUAACAUCACUUACAAGUACCACCUGUACAAAUACAAGUACAAAUACAACUACAACAAUAAAUAAUAAUAAUAACAAUAAUAAUAACAACAACAAUAAUAAUAAUAAAGGUGCAGGAGAUUACACAAAUACAACAAACACUGCAACCUCGCCACUUGAAAGUCAAUCUUUAAAUACAAAUUCAACACCAAAUACUUGCACUGAUUCGAUUGAUAAUAAUAGUAAUUUACAACCACACCAUGAAAUAUCAAUUAAUCCUCCAAACGAAUUGAAUGUUUAA
Molecule: messenger RNA, 1026 nt
Organism: Dictyostelium discoideum AX4
Lineage: Eukaryota; Evosea; Eumycetozoa; Dictyosteliales; Dictyosteliaceae
Exons: 3
Coding region: 1-1026 (341 amino acids)
Source: RefSeq, a predicted model, not a curated record